This is a messenger RNA of Protopterus annectens (West African lungfish), 1146 nucleotides long. It is a transcript of the gene IYD, whose product is annotated as iodotyrosine deiodinase. Lineage: Eukaryota; Metazoa; Chordata; Ceratodontiformes; Protopteridae. Gene Ontology annotation, molecular function: oxidoreductase activity. The record is from RefSeq and is a predicted model, not a curated record. The transcript has 5 exons. The coding region runs from base 115 to 1011 and encodes 298 amino acids.
AUGAAAGUCCAGCCCUAGCUCUCACUGUUAUAGACAAACUUCACAGUACUUUUUCCCUCUGACAGAAACUUUUAUUUUUAAUGCUGCAUUUUUACUGCAGUGGAUUUCAACAAUAUGGCACUUAUUUCCUCUUUAACUCCAGUGUUUCUUGCUGUAGUGUGCAUUUUAAUUGUGGUCAUCAUUAUGAACGCUAAGAAAGGAGAUAAAAUAGUGAAGAAAGACACCAAAGUCAAUUCCCACUCUCGGCCAUGGGUUGAUGAAGAUUUACAGGACAGCACUGAAGUCAAUGAAGGAGGAGAUGAUGAGGAUACUGCUGACAUAGAGGAAGAAUGGACAAAUAUGGAGGACAACAUUUCACACAUUCCCUUUAAAAUAAAUCGUCUAACAGAUGAGGAAAUGGUUACACGAUCUAAAGAAUUUUAUGAGCUCUUGGAUAAAAGGAGAAGUGUCAGGUUCAUCAGUGAUGAACCUGUUCCAAGGGAAGUUAUUGAAAAUGUCAUCAAAACAGCAGGAACUUCUCCAAGUGGAGCACACACUGAACCAUGGACAUUUGUUGUUGUGCAAGAUGCAGAAAUGAAGCACAAGAUUCGUGAAAUUAUUGAAGAGGAAGAGGAAAUUAAUUACAAGAAAAGAAUGGGUGAACGCUGGGUUACUGAUCUGAAAAGACUAAGGACCAACUGGGUGAAGGAGUACUUGGAUACUGCACCAUAUCUGAUCCUUAUCUUCAAACAAGUUCAUGGAUUUCUUCCUAAUGGGAAGAAGAAGACCCACUACUACAAUGAGAUCAGCGUUUCCAUUUCAUGUGGUAUAUUGUUGGCAGCGCUACAGAAUGUUGGCCUAGUCACAGUUACUUCAACUCCUCUAAACUGUGGGCCCCGCCUGAGAGUGUUGCUGCAGCGACCACAGAAUGAGAAACUGCUCUUACUGCUUCCUGUGGGCUAUCCAAAGAAAGAUGCCACUGUGCCAGAUUUAAAAAGGAAACCUCUAGAAAAUAUCAUGGUGGUUAUGUAAAUCACGGAGACCUCAUUUUGUCAACAGAUUUGAGAACACUGAGGAAUGUAUUUCAAUGCCAGAGACUAAAAUAAAAAUAAAUUCCUUUAAUAAGAACGGGCAAUAGUUUUUUUUUUAUUUUUUAUUACAGUAUAU